Molecule: messenger RNA, 2675 nt
Organism: Leptinotarsa decemlineata (Colorado potato beetle)
Lineage: Eukaryota; Metazoa; Arthropoda; Insecta; Coleoptera; Chrysomelidae
Product: Quiescin sulfhydryl oxidase 1
Biological process (GO): protein folding
Cellular component (GO): Golgi membrane
Molecular function (GO): protein disulfide isomerase activity; flavin-dependent sulfhydryl oxidase activity
Source: RefSeq, a predicted model, not a curated record
UGAAAACAUUAGUAACAUAACCUAUUCCAUUCUGUUUUUAUCUUUAUAUCCAGCUGUUGGCAGAUUAGUUAUGUUUUUGUUAAGCGGUAUUGAAAAUAAGUAUGCCACUUAAUUUUUUUCGUAUAUUUUGUUCGAUAUCGGUGGCUUUUAUUCUACUGCAGCGAUCUGAAGGUUCGGCUUUGAGUAUAUUCGAACAGAAAAAAUAUAAGAAACUUACAGAUGGACAAGGUUUAUAUUCUUCUAAGGAUGAUGUGGAGAUAUUGGGUGUUGAUAACUUCAAACAUGAAAUAUAUGGAAAUGAAAGAGCCUUUUUGGUUGAGUUUUAUAAUAGCUGGUGUGGGUUCUGUCGGAGGUUUGCCCCAUCCUGGAAAGCCCUAGCAACUGAUGUGAAAGAAUGGAAAGGUCUCGUUGGAAUUGGUGCUGUAGAUUGUUCCGAUGACGUUAACAAUCCACUGUGUAGAGAUUUUGAGAUAAUGUCUUAUCCAACAAUAAAAUAUUUUCAUGAGAAUUAUCAAGAGGGUCCAAAAAAUUUAGGGAAGGUGAUUCAGGCAGGAUCAGAUAUGAAUGAACAUAGACAAAAACUUAUAGAAAUCAUUCAGAGAGAACAAUAUGAAGGUAGAGGCAAAAUGUUUCCAAGUUUAUUUCCAUAUAAUAAUCCCAAUGUAAAUCUAUUGUUUGAUGAUGCUCCAAAAAAUGCAAAGUACGCCUUUUUGAUCUUCCAAAAUCCGUCAAGUUUUUUAGCUCAAGAAAUUGCUCUAGAUUUUAAUAAAAUCAAGGAUGUGGUUGUUAGAUAUACAUUCAACAACAAUUCAGAAUUGAUGAAUGCUCUGCAAGUAAGCACUAUUCCUGCUUUGGUUUCUAUAGGUCGAGAUAGUUCAGUACAAACUUUAACUUCUUCCGAAUCUAGAGAAGCAUACAGUACUGCAAUUCGUCAGUUUUUAAAAUCAAAACAUAUUAUUGUCCCAGGUAAAGUUCAUGAACAAGCACCUGUUGAAAAAUGGGUGGAUUCCAAAGUACCUGAUAUGAAAGAAUUCAUGCAAGAAAGAGAACGAGAAGCACUAAAAGAAAAAGUUAAAAAAAUGGGUGAUGUGAUUUUCCAAAUGGAUUUGGAAACUGUCCUUCGUUAUUCCCUCAAACACGAAGUUGGGAAUUCCAAAGAGAUUACCGGGGAGAAAUUGAAGGCCCUUUCUGAUUAUAUGAAUAUUCUUGAAAGACACUUUCCCUUUGGCAAGUAUGGACAGCUGUUUUUGAAAGAAAUUAAAAAUCAUAUAUCUCAAAAGACCUUCAUUCAUGGAAGUGAAAUCAGAAAAAUGGUAGAAGAUGCUGAAAGAGAAGAACGCCAAGUGUUUUCAACGCCUCAAAAAUGGUUAGCUUGUAAAGGCAGCAAAACUACCUACAGAGGCUAUCCUUGUGGUUUGUGGAAAAUGUUUCAUUAUCUUACCGUUAACGCUGCAGACUACAGUGGCAUAAAAGAUGACAACCCGAAAAUUGUGCUGGAGGCAAUGCACGGAUACAUAAAACAUUUCUUUGGAUGUGCAGAGUGUAGUAAGCAUUUCCAACAAAUGGCCGACAGGAGAAAAAUUUUUGAAGUCUCUUCAUGGGAUGAUUCCAUACUUUGGCUAUGGAGUGCUCACAAUGAAGUUAACAAGCGUUUAUCUGGUGAUGAAACGGAGGAUCCUGAUUACCCGAAGUACCAGUUCCCUUCAGACAAAAGGUGCCCCAGAUGUCAUAAUAAAGAUCAUUCCUGGAAUAUUCCUGAAGUAUUACUCUAUCUGAAACAUAUGUAUAGUAGUAUCAAUGUUAGGUAUAUUGGUUCUGAUACAAGAAUUCUGCAUCUUGGUUUGAAUGGAGAAUCUUCUUAUAACUCCUCUGAAUCAAGUUUAUUCAAAACUAUCGAUGUUGGUUUGUGUUUUAUUCUUUAUGUGGCUUCAUUUCUGCUUCUGGUAAUAUUGAUCCGAAUGUUUUUGAAGAGGGGCUAUAAAAAAAAGAUAUACUCACAUGAUUUACUAGGAAAGGUUUGAAAAUAAAAUAUGUAACUGUUUACAGAGAGAAACAUCACAUUUCAUGAAACUGUAGCAUACAAUUGAUCUCAGAAAUUCUUGCAUUUAAUUUCACUGCUGUUCAGAUAACCCACAAGAAUAUUAUGUGUCCAUUCAUAAAAAGCCCUUGAACUUUGUGUUAACAUUUCUUAUUUAUGUGCUCUAUCUUACACAAACACUGCUUGCAUAUGAGAAAACUGCAUCACUCUACAUGAUACCCAUUUAUUUCCAUCAGGAUAAAAUUCUAAAGCAUCUAAAAGUCUAAAUUUAUGUAUACCAGUUUCAAUAAUUCAUUCAGUAACUGUUUUUGAAUACGUGUUAGGCAAGUAUACCUUUAUAUUUUCCGAAAUCUGAUAUGCUUUACAUGUUGUUUGAUAUGAGUUUUAAUAACUUGUCACAGUGCUCACAGCUCAAUUAACAAAUAUAUGUUGGUGUGAACAAUCACUGUUUGUAACUACUUUCAUUUUCACUGUUACAAAAAUUUGAUCAAAUAAAUAAAUAAAUAUUAUUAAUUUGCAUGGAACAACAAUUAACUUUGACUUCAUGUAUAUUUGAAAAGUCGAGAAUUUAUAAAGAUACUCUCUAAAUAUAUGUAUCCUGAAUAGUUUAUCGAAUUUGCUUGACCAAUUUNACUUU